Molecule: messenger RNA, 699 nt
Organism: Microsporum canis CBS 113480
Lineage: Eukaryota; Fungi; Ascomycota; Eurotiomycetes; Onygenales; Arthrodermataceae
Exons: 3
Coding region: 1-699 (232 amino acids)
Molecular function (GO): acyltransferase activity, transferring groups other than amino-acyl groups
Source: RefSeq, a predicted model, not a curated record
AUGCAUUUGGAACAGCAGCUCGUGGGGGAAGCCGACUUCCCUGAACUAAUCACUGCACUAUGGGAGGCCUACGAAGAACCUCAUCAAAAGUUCUUUCGCGUCUACUGCCCUAUUUUCAACAAUGACAGGGAAAAGAGCCUUGCGGAUAGCAUAAAGUUCUUUCAAGAGGAGUACAGGAGUUCGUUCCCUGAAAGCCAGUGGAUAAAAGUCGUCGAUACGGACGCAAAUAACAAGAUUGCCGGCGCGGCACUAUGGAAGAUUCACCAGACCAACCCGUUCGAGAACUACAACGAGGAUAAGUACCUCCGUGAUAUUACUGCCCCUCGUGCGAAAAAGGCGAGGAGACCUCACAUAUUUUUAAAUAUUGCAUUCACGGUGCCAUCAUAUCGUCGUCACGGUGUUGGCUCUUUAUUCCUCCAAUGGGGGCUGGAUAAAGCCGAGGAGAUGGGACUUGAAUGCUGGCUAGAUGCGACCCCUUAUGGCCGUCCGGUCUAUGAACGCCGUGGGUUUAUCUGUACAGACGCCUGGGAUGUAGACUGCCCUAUGCCUGAGGGCCUUUCAGAGGAGAAGAAGAGGGAGUUCGAGGCCGCUCGGGAGCAGCUGCUGCCUGUGCCCAAUGCUUGUAUGUGGCGGCCAAAGGGAGGGGUUUACAUCGAGGGCGUUACCGAAAAGCCAUGGGAGACGAAGGAUCAAGCUUAA